Molecule: messenger RNA, 2787 nt
Organism: Aphanomyces astaci
Lineage: Eukaryota; Oomycota; Saprolegniomycetes; Saprolegniales; Verrucalvaceae
Exons: 4
Coding region: 16-2655 (879 amino acids)
Biological process (GO): proton transmembrane transport; vacuolar acidification
Cellular component (GO): vacuolar proton-transporting V-type ATPase, V0 domain; vacuolar proton-transporting V-type ATPase complex
Molecular function (GO): ATPase binding; proton-transporting ATPase activity, rotational mechanism
Source: RefSeq, a predicted model, not a curated record
CCUCACGUCAGGAAGAUGAAGUGGCUUCGGUCGGAAGAGGUCGAGUACAUCUCGUUGAUUGUGAAUGAAGACGCCGCGCAUGACUGCGUCCAGAAGCUGGGGGACCUUGGUGUCGUCGAGUUCACGGACUUGAACCCGGAGUUGACGCCGUUCCAACGCCGCUACGUCUCGUACGUCAAGCGGUGCGACGAAAUGGACCGCAAACUUCGCUUCUUCGCGGGGGAGUUGUCCAAGCUGAAGAUCACCCCCAAGAGUGCUGGCAGCAUCGAUUCCUUCUUGGCUGGCUCGGCCGACGUCCGGUAUGGAAGCCAAGACACGGCGGUGCGUGCAUUGGAUACGUUGGAGCGCAUCUUGGAAGACAAGGAGCAAGAGUUGUUGCAACUCAACAAUAUGCACGAGAAGUUGACCCGUGAAUACAACGAACGCAAGGAACUCCAGGAAAUCAUCUCCCGCGUCGGCGAGUUCUUUGAGAUCGACAUCCCCGACGUCGCACGCGGUAGCCGCGACUCCCGCGUGAGUUCGCGCACCGGCAGUUCGUUGAACUUCAGCACGACCCCCGUGGAAGCGACCUCCGAGUCGGACUUGGCCAUCCGCUUCAAGAACAUCACGGGCGUCGUGCCCGCGGACGAGCGCCUCAAGUUUGAGCGUAUGAUCUUCCGCGCCACGCGCGGCAACUGCUUGUCCCGGUUCUCCGCCAUCGACGACCUCCUCGUCGACCCCGGCACCGGCGUCGCCGUCGAAAAGCACGCGUUUGUGAUCUUCUUCCAGUCUCAGUUCAUCGAGUCCAAGCUGCGCAAGAUCUGCGAUGCGUUCCACGCUCGGUUGUACACGCUGCCUUCCAUGGACGACCGCACCGCGAUCGCCAACCUCAUCCAAAGCAACAACGCCGAACUCAACCAAAGCUCGCACAUCCUGCGCCGGAACCGCGAAAGCUGCGUGCUGCUGUGCCGCGAACUGGCCGAGCACUACGAGUCGUGGAAGUGGUCGGUGCUCCAGGAGAAGGCCACGUACCACACACUCAACACGUUCAAGGCGGACGUGAGCGGCAUGCUGCGCGGCGAGGGCUGGGUCGUCAAGUCCGCGCUGGACCAGGUGCGCCGCGAAGUCGAGCGCGCGCACUCUGCCGACGACAAGUCCAUGCCAUCCCUCGUGGACACGGUGGCCCAGCCGUGGCCAGUGCCGCCCACGCACUUUGAAACGAACAAGUUCACCCAAGUAUUUCAAUCUUUUGUCGACACGUACGGCAUCCCCCGGUACGGAGAGAUCAACCCGGCCGUGUUUACCGCUGUGACGUUUCCGUUUCUGUUUGGGGUCAUGUACGGAGACAUUGGCCACGGGUUUUGCGUGUUCUUGUUUGGGGUGUUCAUGAUUGCCACGGAAAAGAUCCUCGAACGGGGCCGCGUGGGCGAGAUGACGGCGCAGCUGUACGGCGGCCGCUACAUGAUCACGCUCAUGGGCGCAUUUGCCAUCUACGCCGGGUUUGUCUACAACGACUUUUUCUCGCUGCCGCUCAACUUGUUUGGGAGCAAGUGGAAGUACCCAGACAACUGCGCCGAGCUCGGCAAGGCGCAUAUCAAGUGCGAAGCGUACUACGACGGCGGGAAUGCUUCAUCGUCGCUCGUGCACGUCCAGAGCGGCCGCAACGUGUACGGGUUUGGGCUUGACCCGAUCUGGAAAACGUCCGAGAACGAGCUCCUGUUCUUCAACUCGUUCAAGAUGAAGCUCAGUGUGAUCCUCGGCAUCACGCAGAUGGGGUUUGGCAUAUUGCUCAAGGGCUGGAACACGCUGUAUUUCAAGGAUUACGCGCUCUUCUUGCUGGACUUUGUGCCCCAGUUUGUGUUUGCCGCAUCCUUGUUCUUCUACAUGAUCGUGCUGAUCGUGAUGAAGUGGCUCAUCAACUGGGCCGAGCGCAUGGGCCACGAAGUGUGCCCGUUCGACUUUGAAGGUCCGCACACUGGCUGCCGCCCCCCCGCGCUUAUCAACACGCUUAUCAACAUUGCGCUCCAGCCAGGCAAUGUGGCCGACCCGAUGUACGCCGGCCAGAAGAAGACGCAGAACUUUCUCUUGCUCCUGGCGAUGCUGUCGGUACCAGUCAUGCUACUCGGCCAUCCGCUCUACUUAAAGUGGGUCCAUGGCAAAGCUGCCGGCGUCCCCGAAAUCGCCCACCAAGUAGACUUUGAACAGCUCGAAGAAACAGACGACGACCAUGCGAAACUCGCGCCACCCGCGGCGGCGUCGCAUGGAGGAGGACAUGGAGGACAUGGUGAAGAGUUUGACUUUUCCGAAGUGUUUAUCCACCAAGCGAUUGAAACGAUCGAGUUUGUGCUCGGCAUGGUCUCCAACACGGCGUCGUACCUUCGUCUGUGGGCGUUGAGCUUGGCGCAUUCAGAGCUGUCGACGGUAUUCUUCGAGAAGGCGAUGCUGUCGGCGAUCAACAUGGACUCGUUCGUGGCCAUCUUCAUCGGGUUCACGCUGUUCGCGGCCACGACGUUUAGCGUGAUCUUGUGCAUGGACGUGCUCGAGUGCUUUUUGCAUGCGCUGCGUCUGCACUGGGUCGAGUUCCAGAGCAAGUUUUACAAGGCCGACGGACGCAAGUUUCACCCGUUCAACUUCAAGGAAAUGAUCCGCGCUACGCAGUUUGAAGCCGUCGACUAAGCCAUGUGUGCAUAUCAUCAUCCCACGACAUGGCGGAACAAGAUUGCGUUUGCGGUUGUGUGGAUGCUUUUGCAUAUUCAACGCUAAAAUGCACGUAAUGAAAGAUAUCCAUUUUUCACUGCGAAAAUGCAA